Molecule: messenger RNA, 531 nt
Organism: Haliotis rubra (blacklip abalone)
Lineage: Eukaryota; Metazoa; Mollusca; Gastropoda; Lepetellida; Haliotidae
Exons: 1
Coding region: 1-531 (176 amino acids)
Source: RefSeq, a predicted model, not a curated record
AUGGAGAAGCAAGUCUCAGAGUUAUGUAAAUCUUGUUACUACCACAUCCUAACUAUUGGCAGUAUCCACCAUCUUCUGACUGAGGAUUCUACUGCAGCACUUGUUCGAUCUCUGAUACUUUCCCGUAUUGACUACUGCAACAGUCUUCUGCUCCAUAUCUCACAGGAACUCAUUAAUCGACUCCAGAGAAUUCAGAAUACUGCAGCACGCAGUCUCACCAAAACCCCUAAAUUUGCAAGUAUUACUCCUGUCCUGAAACGCCUACAUUGGUUACCAAUCCGAGGGAGAGUUGAUUUCAAGAUACUGACUUUGACAUAUCAGUGUGUUCACAGAACAGCUCCAGGGUACCUCCAGGAACUCUUCAGGCCGUACAUCCCCGGUAGACCACUUCGCUCCAGUCACAGAGACCUACUGCAUGUUCCGCGUUGGCAGCUGAAAUCAUGGUUUCCGUUCUUUCCAGGUGGCAGCGGCCACGAAAUGGAACGAAUUGCCCGACCAUCUGCGAACAUGUUCAACUCUGACUCUAUUUAG